AAUAAAUGAAAAUGGAGUUGGUUCCCGUCCCGAGUUUUUUUGAAAUCGAAAAUGGAAGCAACAGUGACAUCCUGCCCUUCAACCCCUCGUUGGAACCUCGAGCGGCCCUUCCUCACCGGCCGAUUUCACCAGGAAACAAAGGGUACAUCUCGCUUCCCCGAUGCCAAGAGUUUUUCUUUCGAUUCUUUCAGCUCCGGACCUGAAAAGCCCAUUGGUUGUUACGAUACCGCCGUUCAGGAGCUUAUUGUUAUUGAUGACCUUCUGUCUGCUUUGGUUGGAAUUGAGGGACGAUAUAUUUCAAUUAAAAGACUUCGUGGAAAGGAGGGUAAUGUGACUUUCCAGGUCGAUGCUUCUAUGGAUUUAGCACUUCAGGAAAUGGCUAAACGGAUAUUCCCUUUGUGUGAGAGCUUCCUGUUGAUUGAUCAAUUUGUUGAAUCAAGAUCUCAGUUCAAGAAUGGCCUAGUCAAUCAUGCCUUUGCUGCUGCGCUUAGAGCACUCCUUCUAGAUUACCAGGCCAUGGUGGCACAGCUUGAACACCAAUUCCGACUUGGAAGACUAUCUGUCCAAGGAUUGUGGUUUUAUUGUCAGCCAAUGAUGGGGUCUAUGCAAGCAUUGUCCAUUGUGAUACAGAAGGCUUCAGCUAAUAAUUUGGCUGGUUCUGCAGUGCUUAACCUGUUGCAGAGCCAGGCUAAAGCUAUGGCCGGUGAUAAUGCUGUGAGGUCAUUGCUAGAGAAGAUGGCACAAUGUGCAAGUAAUGCAUACCUGGGCAUAUUAGAAAGGUGGAUCUAUGAAGGGGUGAUUGAUGAUCCUUAUGGUGAAUUUUUCAUUGCUGAGAACAAGUCUCUUCAAAAGGAGAGCCUAACUCAGGACUAUGAUGCUAAGUAUUGGAGGCAACGUUACAGUCUGAAAGAGGACAUUCCUAGCUUCCUUGCAAAUAUUGCUGGCACAAUAUUGACUACGGGGAAGUAUCUAAAUGUCAUGCGAGAAUGUGGGCACAAUGUUCAGGUUCCUAUGUCUGAAAAUUCAAAAUUGAUGACCUUUGGUUCAAGCCAUCAUUAUCUUGAGUGUGUGAAAGCUGCUUAUGAAUUUGCCAGUGGUGAGCUCUUAAAUCUCAUAAAAGAAAAGUAUGAUCUUGUGGGAAAGCUGCGGUCUAUAAAGCACUAUCUUCUUCUUGAUCAGGGUGAUUUCUUGGUUCAUUUUAUGGAUAUAGCCCGAGAAGAGCUCUUGAAAAAGCAUGAUGAGAUUUCUGUGGAGAAGUUGCAGUCUCUACUGGACCUUGCUUUACGUACCACAGCUGCUGCUGCAGAUCCUUGUCAUGAGGAUUUAACAUGUUUUGUUGAGAGGUCUUCUUUGCUGAAAGGAUUGAGCACUUUAAAAGAUUUGGAUAUCAAGACAAUUUCUGAUAAUAAUGAUGCAGAGGAGCCCUUGAGCAUUACUGGUCUUGAGACAUUCUCUUUGAGCUACAAGAUUCGAUGGCCAUUGUCAAUUGUUAUAUCAAGAAAAGCCUUAGCAAAAUACCAGUUAAUUUUCCGCUUUGUUUUCCAUUGUAAACAUGUGGAGCGGCAGCUUUGUGGAGCUUGGCAAAUGCAUCAAGGAGUUCGUGCUUUUAAUACUUGUGGAACUGCCAUCUCUCGAUCGUCUCUGCUAUGCCGUAGCAUGCUCAAAUUUAUUAAUAGCCUUCUACAUUAUCUAACAUUUGAGGUUCUUGAACCCAAUUGGCAUGUGAUGCAUGGUAGGCUUCAGACAGCUAAAAGUAUAGAUGAGGUCAUCCAACAUCAUGAUUUCUUCCUUGACAAGUGUCUUAGAGAGUGUCUGCUCCGCUUGCCUGAACUGCUCAAGAAGGUGGAGAAGUUGAAAUCCUUAUGUCUACAAUAUGCAGCAGCAGCCCAGUGGUUAAUUUCAUCUUCUAUUGACAUUCCCAAAUUAGAGGAUGCACCAUCUGAUACCUCACUUGGUCCAGAAAAAUCCAAACAGUGGAAAUCCAGAAGUCUAUCUAAGGCACAAAAACUGAUGACUAGAAACGCAGCAGUUACUGAUUCAAUCCUAAAAUUCGAGAGGGAAUUCAAUGCUGAGCUUCAGAGUCUGGGACCAAUCUUGAGCAGUAGUUCCCAGGCAGAACCAUAUUUGACUCAUCUAGCACAGUGGAUUCUUGGCGUUGGUCAUGAUCAAUAAAGCCAUUGAUCCAUAGGCACUCUUUGCGCAUCGGGUUGUGACGUGUUUAUCAUUCUUGGGUACUUUCCUUCAUCGCCAAAGGCUGGGUUUUGCCGAAAGAUGUCUAGGAAAGACGAGUUCUACACUGAAUUUGGCUUUGUUGAGUGGUGGUCACAAGAGUACUACGUACCUCCAGUUGGACCGAAGAAGCGGAUGUUUGUCCUGCGUCAACUAUAAUCUGUAUAAUAUGCUAAAGUUUUGUUCAGUUCUUAUGAUCUCUGGAGAAACGUGUUUUAUGACACAAAAAAUAGGUUCAUGUCCAUUGUUGGGUGUUUUGGAAUUGUUCUUAUAUUUUCCUUUGUCCUACUGUAUGUUUGCGUUCAUCAAAUCGAGUGAAAAUUGCAUUUUU
This is a messenger RNA of Rubroshorea leprosula, 2560 nucleotides long. NCBI's taxonomy places the organism in Eukaryota, Viridiplantae, Streptophyta, Magnoliopsida, Malvales, Dipterocarpaceae. The record is from the annotation of a GenBank genome assembly.